AUGGUACGUCCCCUCCUCCGUCUCACCGCGCGCUCCAACGCCUUCGCCUCUCCGAGCCGGACGCGCAUCGCGACGUCCUCGGCGUCUGCUUCGCGAGCUCUGUUCUCAUCAGCCGCGAGCCAUCGCCUUCCCUCUGCCCUCCGGAGCGAUGCGCACCCCCGCACAGCUACUACCGUCCCCGCCGCGCCCCGCAUGACAUGGUCGAGGGCCUCAUCUCACACCGCACAGGCCGCUAUUCCCCAGACUCCCGACGUUAAGGUUACCGCCGCUGCCCCCGGCCAGCUCUCUGGCGUUGACGCCGCGAUCGUUGCCGUUGUCAGCAGCGAGGGCUCGCCCGAGCUCGUCGGCAACGUCGAUAGCGUCAACACCAAGACUGUCCAGCAGCUCAAGAAGCUCGGCUUCAAGGGCAAGGCUCAGUCGACCGUCAUCGUCCCUGGCGGUGAGAACGACCCCGCCCCCGUUCUCCUCUUCGUUGGCCUCGGCGAGCAGCCCGAGAACGGCUUUAAGCCCGAGACUCUCCGUCGCGCUGCCGGUGUCGCUGUCCGUGCUGCCGGUGCUGCUGAGCUCAAGAACGUUGCCGUCAUCUUCCCUGCCGAGACCCCCGAGGCUGUCGUUGCCGUUGCUGAGGGUGCCUCGCUCGGCACCUACACUUGGAACCAGUACAAGACUGAGAAGUCUGAGGCUGGUGUCCAAAGCAUCCAGGUCGUGACCAAGGACGAGGACGCUGUCCGCCGGGCCGAGAUUGCUGCCCGCCACACCAAGCGCGCCCGUGACCUUGUCAACACUCCCCCCAACUUCCUCUACCCUGCCACUUUCGCCGAGCAGGCGCAGAAGGCUGCCAAGGGUCUUGACAAUGUCACCGUCGAGGUCUGGGACGAGAAGAAGCUCAAGGACGAGCGCAUGGGCGGUAUUCUCGGCGUCUGCCAGGGAAGCCAGCACACUCCCCGCCUUGUUAAGAUCUCGUACGCUCCCUCCGGCGCCAGCAAGAAGCUCUCCAUCGUCGGCAAGGGUAUCACCUUCGACUCUGGUGGUAUCUCGCUCAAGCCCUCGAAGGGCAUGCACGAGAUGAAGGGCGACAUGGGCGGUGCCGCUGCCACCCUCCACGCCGUCCUCUGCGCCGCUGAGCUUAAGCUCCCCGUCAACGUCACCGGCUUCCUCUGUCUCGCCGAGAACAUGCCCUCCGGCUCCGCGCUCAAGAACGGCGACGUCAUCACCCAGCGCACCGGCACCACCGUCCAGAUCCUGAACACUGACGCUGAGGGCCGUCUUGUCCUUGCUGACGGUCUCGCCGUCGCCCAGUCUAAGGAGACCGGCUACGGCACCGAGGAGGCUGACCCCGACCUCCUCCUCGACAUUGCCACCCUCACCGGCGCCCAGAUGGCCGCCCUCGGCACCCGCACCGCGGGUCUCAUGGGUGACGACAAGGCCGUCGAGGCCGUUCGCGCCGCUUCGGGCCGCUCCGGCGAGCAGUUCUGGGCCAUGCCGUUCCCCGACGAGAUGCUCGAGGACCUCAAGUCCACCACUGCCGACCUCGACAACAUCGGCUCCGUCCCUUGGGGUGGUAUGCUGAAGGCUGGAAUUUUCCUCCAGCAGUUCGCCGGCAAGAAGGGCAACUGGGGCCACCUCGACAUUGCUGGCCCCUCGGGCAACUUUGGCAAGCCCCACGGCUACACCUCGACCGAGGGCACCGGCUUCGGUGUGCGCACGCUUGUUGAGGUCGCCAAGGGUCUUGCUCAGUAA
Molecule: messenger RNA, 1740 nt
Organism: Trichosporon asahii var. asahii CBS 2479
Lineage: Eukaryota; Fungi; Basidiomycota; Tremellomycetes; Trichosporonales; Trichosporonaceae
Product: Leucyl aminopeptidase
Exons: 2
Coding region: 1-1740 (579 amino acids)
Biological process (GO): proteolysis
Cellular component (GO): cytoplasm
Molecular function (GO): manganese ion binding; metalloaminopeptidase activity
Source: RefSeq, a predicted model, not a curated record